GCUCAUUUGCGGAAGAUAAUACAGAAGCACCAAUAAAAUUUUUUCAAGUGUCUGGUGGCAUAGAUGGAGAUAUAACAUCAUCAUCAGACAAUUUUGACUGGCCUCGGAUUGUAUUGAAAAUAAACCCUCUGGCUGUGCACUCUAUUCUGGAAAGGAUAGCAGCUGAGGAGGAAGAAGGAGAUAAUAACUUUCAAGAGGAAGAAGAAGGAGGGUCUCAUUCUUUGAAGGAUGUCUGUGAUAUUAGAAGACCAGAGCCUUCUCCUUUUUCUUCUCGUAGGGUCAUGUUUGAAAAUGAAGAGAUGGUGAUGCCAGGAGAUGUAGCUGAAAUGACCGAGUUUCAGGAUAAAACAAUUAGCAAUUCUCAUUAUGUACUGGAACUCAUGUUACCAAACAUUCACUUAACAUUACCAAACAAAGGCUUUUAUGAAAAACUUUACAAUAGGAUCAGCAAUGAUUUAUUGUUGUGGGAACCCACAGCUCCAUCUCCUGUAGAAACAUUUGAAAACCUUUCUUACGGUGUUGGACUAUCUGUGGCCAGCCAGCUCAUCAACACUUUCAGUAAAGACAGCUUUAGUCAAUUUAAAUCUGCAGUUCAUUAUGAUGACGAGAGUGGAUCUGAGGAAGAAACACUACAGUAUUAUUCCACUGUUGAUCCAAACUAUCGUUCACGUAGAAGGAAAAAGCUUGACUCUCAGAAUAAGAACUCACAAAGCUUUCUGUCUGUUCUGCUAAAUGUGACACAUGGAUUAGUGUCAAUAUUCACAGAUGUAAAGCAGGAUGAUGGAAGUACAGUGCAAGGAAAAUACGGUGAAUUCUGGCUUGAGUUCAACAGUGGUUCACUUUUCAGCGUGACUAAAUAUGAAGGCUUUGAGGACAGACACUACAUUUGUCUCCAUUCUAGUAGCCUCAAUUUGUAUCAUCAAGGUAUGGUAGAUGGGGUCGUCCCUUCCUCUGAAGUACGACUGCCCAGCACGAUACGUCCCCACUGGUUAGAACCUACUAUUUGCUUCUCUGAAGAAGAUGGUCUUAGUAGGACUACUUCAGAUGGUGUAGGAGUGGAUUGUCCAAGUAUGCUGACUGUUGCAGUCAAAAUCCAAUCAGAUAAAAUAGAGAGCAAUACAAAGGAAUUUCUGGUUGCUGUUGGGCUAAGAGGAGCCACACUUCAGCACAGAGUACUGCCUUCAGGUUUAAGCUGGCAUGAACAGAUUUUAUAUUUUUUGAAUAUUUCUGAUGAGCCUGUUCUGGGAUAUAAUCCUCCAGCUACAAUUACAACUUUUCAUGUACAUCUGUGGAGUUGUGCUCUUGAUUACAGGCCCUUGUUUUUGCCAGUCAGAGCUCUACUUACUGUUGAAACUUUCAGCAUUUCCAGCAGUGUUGCAGUGGAUAAAUCCUCUUCUACUCUCAGAAUAAUAUUAGAUGAAGCUGCCUUGCAUCUGUCUGACAAGUGCAACACUGUUAUGGUGAACCUCCAUAGAGAUUAUGUUCGUGUUAUGGAUAUGGGACUGCUGGAACUAACCAUUACAGCAGUAAAAUCUGAUUCGGAUUUAAGAAGUAAACCACGUUUUGAGCUGCACUGUUCCAGUGAUGUGAUCCAUAUUCGUACUUGCUCCGAUUCAUGUGCUGCACUAAUGAAUCUUAUACAAUAUAUUGCAAGUUAUGGUGAUUUACAUCCACCUGCUAAGACAGAGAUUAAACGUCGGGGUAGCAAGCCAAAAAUGAAGGUAGAGACAUUUAACCAACCAUCUUCCCACGGACCAGUCCUCGCUGAAUCAGAGCAACAGAUUUUACGGGAUUUGAUGAGUGAUGCUAUGGAGGAAAUUGAGACUCAACAGACUGCUGCUGCCAUGAAGCCCGAGUCUAAUGGAGUUUUGGAUGACAGAUCUCAAACUCAGGAGCCAUCUUGCUCAGAUCUUUUCCUGUUUCCAGACGAAAGUGGAAAUGUCUCACAAGAUCCAAGUCCCACUUAUGCUUCAUUCACUCAUCACCUGAUAAAUGAGGCCAUGGGAGAUGUUCCUGCAGAAAGUGAUGAUUUCUGCAUUCUUUUUGCACCCAAAGUUGCUGUUGCUGAAAAGGAGGAAGAGCCAAUAAUAAAAAUAAUGGUUGAUGAUGCAAUUAUCAUAAAGGAAAAUCAUUUCAGCCAACCUGUAAAAAAAACAGAUACAAGCAAAGCUCCCCUUCAUUUUCCUGUUCCUCUGGUACGCUAUGUUGUGAAGGAAAUCUCUCUUAUUUGGCAUCUCUAUGGCGGAAGGGAUUUUGGGACUGCACCACCAACAUCUCCAGCUAAAAGCUUCAU
Messenger RNA from Phaethon lepturus (White-tailed tropicbird), 2293 nucleotides. Its product is annotated as autophagy-related protein 2 homolog B-like. Gene Ontology annotation, molecular function: phosphatidylinositol-3-phosphate binding. NCBI's taxonomy places the organism in Eukaryota, Metazoa, Chordata, Aves, Phaethontiformes, Phaethontidae. Gene Ontology annotation, cellular component: phagophore assembly site; extrinsic component of membrane. Gene Ontology annotation, biological process: autophagosome assembly; reticulophagy; piecemeal microautophagy of the nucleus. The record is from RefSeq and is a predicted model, not a curated record. The transcript is spliced from 16 exons. The annotation marks the transcript as partial.